Vanessa tameamea is the source of this 585-nucleotide messenger RNA. RefSeq lists its product as uncharacterized. Lineage: Eukaryota; Metazoa; Arthropoda; Insecta; Lepidoptera; Nymphalidae. The record is from RefSeq and is a predicted model, not a curated record. Gene Ontology annotation, biological process: nuclear-transcribed mRNA catabolic process; spliceosomal snRNP assembly; P-body assembly. The transcript has a single exon. Gene Ontology annotation, cellular component: P-body; spliceosomal tri-snRNP complex; U6 snRNP. Gene Ontology annotation, molecular function: U6 snRNA binding. Bases 116 to 532 code for a protein of 138 amino acids.
ACUAAACAUAACCUCAAAAUUCCUAAAUGUGUCAACGUGACAGUUCAAAUAAACAAAUAGCCGAAAAUUGACGAAGAAUCCGUUAUAUUCAAUAAAUAAUCAAAUAAAAACAAAAAUGCUUCCUCUAUCGUUGUUACGCACAGCCCAAAAUCAUCCAAUGUUAGUCGAAUUGAAAAAUGGCGAAACCUACAACGGUCAUCUUGUCAGCUGUGAUAAUUGGAUGAAUAUCAAUUUGAGAGAAGUUAUUUGUACGUCUAGAGACGGUGACAAGUUCUGGAGGAUGCCAGAAUGUUAUAUUCGUGGCAGCACGAUAAAAUACCUUCGAAUACCAGACGAAGUUAUUGACAUGGUUAAAGAAGAAACGCAAGUUAAAGCCAGAGGCCGUGGCGAGGUCAAUAAAGGUAGAGGUGGGCAGAAUAUGAGGUCAGGAAGAGGUGGCAGUCGUGGUGCAUUCGGAAAUCGCGGCAGACCCGCGCCCUUAGCUCGCGGUGGCGGGAACACGGGUCGACCACAGAAUAAAAAUAAAAAAUGAUCUUGCUGUAGGUUCUUUUUGAUGUAAAUUAAAUUAAGUAUUUCUAAGGAUAA